This is a messenger RNA of Oncorhynchus keta (chum salmon), 2653 nucleotides long. RefSeq lists its product as uncharacterized. The transcript is spliced from 4 exons. Lineage: Eukaryota; Metazoa; Chordata; Actinopteri; Salmoniformes; Salmonidae. The record is from RefSeq and is a predicted model, not a curated record. The coding region runs from base 668 to 1960 and encodes 430 amino acids.
CACACACACACAGGUACAGACAUGUAGCACACUCAGCUGUUCUGUAUAAAAGACCAUCCCUGGCUGUAGGGAGAAGCAGACAGACAGAGAGCAGGGAGAGACAGACUUCAUCACUGACUCCAGAUCUGAGGAGAAACUCAUCUGAAGAACCACUCACACCGAUGUAAAGAGGUGACUGUGAUCUCCUCAUACCAAUUGGCAGAACAGCCCAGUUCUGGCAUCACAAACAGGAUGAUUGAUUCUGCACAUUCUAUGGGAAGGCGUGAGGGAAUUUCUCAUCUGACGAAAAGAUGACUAGGACCCGCCCAGACCAUAGGAGACAUAUCAUAAGUGAACAAUAGAGGACACAUCUACUGACUUUUCAAACAGGUUGUCCCUGCAAGAAACGGAGGAAGACAUGGUAGAGAAUUGUGUCCCCCCUUAACAGUGUUCUUAGGACUCGUUUCCCACGGGUAAAGGCGUCUUUGCCGAACCUAGCAGGUGGAGCUGAACACUGUUUGAACCCAGGUCAUUCCGUGGUGGUCAAAGACUUUCAGGAGAAAGAGUUGGAACGACGCCCGUCGAUAUCAAGUUCUUCAAGACCACCCCCCCACUGCGGUGAAGGUUGCUGAGAGAGAUACCUGGAUCCACGCGUCGCACUGCAGACGAGCUCCUGAUCCAGGAGAAGAUGAAGCCUUGCCAGUCCCGGCGGUGCCGUGUGGCCCUCCUCUGCUUUAGCACAGGAAUGCUAAUAGGAACAGUAGGCUGUCUUCUUGUAGGAAACCCGACAGAGGGUCAAAUGAGUCCUGAGCCAAAGGGGCAAACACAGGCCUGGAGUAGUGGCCCAGAUGUAGAUGGUCACCGUAGAAGGAGAGCCCUGCUGGGCCUUCACAACCACGAGGACAAUUUGUUCUUAUCUAGAGCACAAAUGGUUGCCAACCUGACAUUCAAAGGAAAGGACUGUUGGGUGUGUGGGUUGAGUCCGGUGAAGGUAGGGGCAGGCUUCCCCCUUGUAGGAGUCCCGAUAGGGGUGAACUUUACUAUAGCGUUGGCAGGAAAAAUACCUUUUUACACUAUGACCAACAAUGUUAAGGUAUAUAAUCAACCCAAUGUAUUCUGUUAUGUGAGACCUGCUUAUGUUUCACUCCCACCCAUUUCAGUGGCUGGGGUGACGACUGCCCCUUGGUGUAUUAGGGGAUAUGGAGAUCACUAUUUGGGGGAAUUCAAAUGUAAUUGUACAAUGAAUAUUAAUGGAUCAAAUGCUUGUAAUUUAAAGGUGAUACAGGAGAAUGGUCAGGUUGAUAAGGAACCGUUUACAAUUUGGUUUGACAAACAUAGAACAACUCUGAGAGGAGCCCCUAAUGGCACCUACUGGCUGUGUGGUAAGAUGGCUUACCAUAGCCUUCCCCUGAACUGGGGAGGUACUUGUACUGUUGGGUUUGUGGUGACGGCAAUGAGAACCGUUCCAAACAAUGACCAGAAUCUGAAGGCUCUCUUUAGAGACUACAAACCUCCUGGGACGAGGAGAGAUAAGAGGUCUCUGGCUGACGGCACUCACACUCAGGCACCUGCCUCCAGGUUCUUUGACGGGUUUUUCCCUGGGUAUGGAGUUGCCGGUGCCCAAGACCAAAUUCGUGAUAUCUCUAGACACGUGGAGAAAAUUGGCAAUGCUACUCGAAAUGCCCUGGAACAAUUGAAUGGGGAACUAAAAGAAUUGGCUGAAAUGACUCUUCAAAACAGAGAGGCUCUUGACUAUCUUUUGGCAGCUCAAGGGGGCACUUGUGCAAUCAUUGGCGAUGAAUGUUGUACUUUUGUCCCAGGUCACUCUUCUAAUGUGACUGAUCUUGCCCAAUACAUUGCCACUGUUGCUAAAAAUUAUUCCCCACAACUAGAGCGGACGCUUGCAACUUGGUUGGAAUCCCUGUUGGGAAGUUGGGGAUCUCAUAUUGACCAAUGGGCUGCAGCGUGUGUUUUUGCUUAGUCUGCAUAAUUGUAUUAUUAACAGGCUGUAAGGCUAUCUAACAGGCUGUAAGGCUAUCUAACAGGCUGUAAGGCUAUCUAACAGGCUGUAAGGCUAUCUAACAUGCUGUAAGGCUAUCUAACAGGCUGUAAGGCUAUCUAACAGGCUGUAAGGCUAUCUAACAGGCUGUAAGGCUAUCUAACAGGCUGUAAGGCUAUCUAACAGGCUGUAAGGCUAUCUAACAGGCUGUAAGGCUAUUCUCCCAGUCUAAUACGGUCUCAGCAGCACUCGUGUUUAAUGCUCUUCAAGAGGAUGGUGAGUUGCCGAUGCUGGAUGAGCUUCCCUUUCCCACUGUAGAUUGAGACGAUGAGUAAUAACUGAAGGUUGUUUUUGUUUGACAAGUUUAGAAGGUUUAAAGUUGAGUUAAUCAUCUAUAUUAACACCAUUGUGAUAAGAGCUAUGGAAACAAUGGUUAAACAUUGAGCUACAAAUCCCUUGUGUGUGUAUUUUUUGAUAGAUUCACUCUCGUUGAUAGAAGUAUGAAAUGAAGCAUGUGUGUAAGUGUAUGAAGCACGUCUAUCGUUGUCUCUGAUUGGGAACCAUACUUAGGUGGCUUUUCCCCAACUAUAUGCACCUGACAGAACUGUUCGUUGUCGUUUUGCUCUUUGUUAUUUUGUUUCAGUGUUCAGUUUAAUAAAUAAUCAUGAACACGUA